Molecule: messenger RNA, 2140 nt
Organism: Sitodiplosis mosellana (orange wheat blossom midge)
Lineage: Eukaryota; Metazoa; Arthropoda; Insecta; Diptera; Cecidomyiidae
Product: SET and MYND domain-containing protein DDB_G0273589-like
Exons: 3
Coding region: 16-1485 (489 amino acids)
Molecular function (GO): protein binding
Source: RefSeq, a predicted model, not a curated record
CCAAUUGGUAAAUACAUGGAAGCAAUGAACACAUUCAACAGUGCCUUAAAAAUGCUGAAAAUGGAUCCUGUCGAAGUGGCAUUGGCAUAUCCAAACCGUUCAGCGUGUUUUCUCCAUUUGAAUAUGCCAGAAGUGUGUUUGUUUGAUAUCGAGUUGGCAAAGAAGUUAAAGCAUCCGGCACACUUGAUGCACAAAUUGGAUGCUCGAGCAUCGAAAUACACCGCAUUGUUGAUCGACGAACAGUUCGAAGACAGUCGUUUCACUCCGAUGACACCAAAGUUAAGUUUCGACGAGCAUAAAGAAUUUGCCGGUGUUGUCAACUGCUUGAAAAUUCGGAAAAAUGAUGAAUUCGGACGUCAUAUCGUCAUAACACGUGAUUUGCAAGUUGGUCAAACGUUCUUGAUCGAAAAACCGUUCGCAAUAAUUCCCAUGCGGUUUCAUGGUGCUCCGGCUCGUGUUCGAUGUUCACACUGCUUCGAAGCCUGCAUCAACCUAAUCUCGUGUAAAAAUUGCAAAGGUGUCAGCUACUGCAAUGAAGAAUGUAUGGCAAUGUCAUUCCACAAGUACGAAUGCAAUAUGCCAAUAUCAUUGUCGCGAAAGGAGACUUUUGAGCUACUGAUGCGCAUGUUUUUCAACGUAAAUGCCGCAUUUACCGACAUCGAUAUGCUGAUGAAAACAGUCGAUACGCUGCUCAAAGGUGGAAAACUGGACAAUUUGACAACAGAAGCUCAACGGAAUUUUUGCUCGUUAUUUCAACUCACUCAUAAUCAUCGCAAAAUGUUGGAACAUCAAAUGGAUCGUUUUCGAGCUGCCACCGAUGUCGCAAUCAUUACAAUCAAUCGAUUCCCCGACUUGAAGUCUCGAUUUCGUACACUAAAACAUCAACGUUUUCUGCAACAUUUGCUGUUGCAUUUGUUUCACAUUGCUGAGCAUGCGGUCGAAUUGUACGAAUACACCCAGGAAAAGGACAGUGACAGCAUGAGCAAAAUGGAAUGUGAACGUUACGCCUACGCAAUGUAUCCAUUCAGCUGCUACAUCAACCAUUCUUGUCUACCAAAUGUCUGGAUGUACUCCGUCGAUGAUCGUUUGAUUGGUAAAGUAAUCCGUCCAAUCAAAAAAGGUGAACAACUGUUUCGAUCAUAUGCCGUUGCUCUUUAUGCCACCGAAGGAUUGGAACAAAAACGAUUGGCAAUGGACCUUCAAUUCCAUUUCAAGUGCAAGUGUUUUAUUUGUACAAAUAAGCAAUGGUCAUCACAAAUUGAACGGAUGAGCCUCGCAAACGAUCCACUGUACAAGGUUGGAAUAAAACCGUACGAAAUGAAUACACAGGCAUUUCGAAAACAAUCUCGUAAAACGAUUGAAGAGCAACUGAAGAAGGCGACUGAAUUCUUGGAAAAACACGAUCACUUGCAUCCAGUGUACGAUACUAUGGUCAUGCAGGGAAAUUUAUUCGGCAUGUGGAGCACGCUGACAUCACGCUACUGAAUCCAUUACGAUUACCAUUGAUGAUUGCAUCAUCCGAAUGUAUGUGUAAUUCGCUUGCAUCACAACAUUUCAUAUCAUUUCAUACCAUUCAAGCCAUUUGAUAUUAUCUAGUUUUAAAUUACCAACGCUCACAUUCCCUCAGAAAUCGUGAAAAAAAAUCAAAUACGCUCUUAGGUAUUUAUUCAGAGCAAUAAUAUAUUUUAAAAGAAAAAAAGAACAUUUUACGUACGCGAUUUUUACUGACAUUUCUUUCAGUCAGUUUCAUAAGCAAAAUUAUUCCUGAACAUGAACAUACAUGAAUUGAAUGGCAUUUUUCCUUGCUUUGUGUUUACAUUUCUUUAUUUGGUUUCAAUAGAAAAUGCGAAACAGCUGACUGUCAGAAAUGAUAGCAUACAAAAUCAUAUUUCUCAAUAAAUUCGUUGUUUUUUUUUCUGCUGUUUAAUGAAAGUGAAUUAUUUUAUGUGGUAAUUCAGGGAAUUGUUUACAGGGUUUCUCGCUGUUUUAACGCUGUAAUAUAGGCGUGAGUGUGAUUAAUUCAAUUAAAUCUCAUAAUAUUGUUAUUUUUCUCUGUGUGGAUCACUGAGUUUAUCAGAAUUUAAGAAAGAUAAAGAUGCAAAUUUGAAAGAAAUAAAAAUAAAAAUUCAAGCCCAGAAAA